This is a messenger RNA of Corvus hawaiiensis (hawaiian crow), 2576 nucleotides long. It is a transcript of the gene MMACHC, whose product is annotated as metabolism of cobalamin associated C. The record is from RefSeq and is a predicted model, not a curated record. Gene Ontology annotation, molecular function: cyanocobalamin reductase (cyanide-eliminating) (NADP+) activity; FAD binding; demethylase activity. Gene Ontology annotation, biological process: cobalamin metabolic process. NCBI's taxonomy places the organism in Eukaryota, Metazoa, Chordata, Aves, Passeriformes, Corvidae. The transcript has 4 exons. Bases 16 to 747 code for a protein of 243 amino acids. Gene Ontology annotation, cellular component: cytoplasm.
GCCGCCGCCGCCGCCAUGGAGCGGCGCGUGGCGGAGCGGCUCCGGGGCGCGCUGGGCCCGCUCGGCCUCGAGGCGCACGCCUUCAAGGUUGGGUGGUACAAUGCUGUUCUCCAGCCAGCCUUCCAUCUCCCCUACCCGGAUGACACACUGGCCUUCGUGGUCCUCAGCACUCCUUCCAUGUUUGAGAAGGCCCUUAAGCCUUUUGUGAACAAAGAACGACUAAAAAUAAUCAGGGAUCCUGUGGAUCAGUGCAUUUCCCAUCAUUUAUCACGUGUGAAGGAGAAAUUCCCUGACCAGAGGGUGGAUGUCAUGUUUGAUUAUGAGAUGCUGCCGAGCCGAAAGCCCAAGUUCCUGGCACAGACAGCUGCCCACGUUGCUGGAGCUGCAUAUUACUACCAAAGAAAGGAUGUGAAGCUUGAUCCUUGGGGGAAAAAGAAGAUCUUUGGCGUGUGUAUCCAUCCCAAGUAUGGUGGCUGGUUUGCCAUCCGGGGUCUCCUCCUCUUCCCAGACAUUCAGGUGCCGUUCCUGGAACAGCCCUCCCCUGUUGACUGUGUGAGCACGGAGGAGAAAAGGAUUGAGUUGCUGGAGCAGUUCAAUUUCCGCUGGCAGGACGGCCGCUACAGGGACAUCAUUGAAGUGAAGGAAAGGUACUCGGAGGAGCAAAAAGCCUAUUUUGCCACUCCUCCAGCCGAGAGAUUCCGGCUGCUGGGGCUCUCACAGGAAGCGCAGAGAAUCACAUUUCACUGAGUAACCGGCUCGGUGUAGGGCAGAGGGCAGCAAAGGGUAACUUAUGAGCACCGUCUUUUCCCGCUGCCGAGGAGGAGGAGGAGGAUGGUUAUGUUGAUACAGAGAUGGCAAAUCCGAGCAGCCUCAAUGCGAACACCAGCUUCCCAGAGGGAGGGGCACUGCUCCGUGGUCUGGGGGGAAGUGGGAGCCGUCCGUUCUGUGCUGUUGCUGAUACGGGGUGUUUUUUGGGGAGCCCAGUAAGAUGCCAGUAAGCCUUUGGUGGGAAUAGUUCAGACACCCUGGAAACUUAAAAACCCGUGCUGCUCAUUAGAGAAGUCACUUUUGUUCUCAAGAAUUUUCUUUCCCAAUAUUCUGGUUUUAUUCUUUACCAGUGUAAAGAAAGUUCAAUCAUUGUAUUACUAAGUUUGGUUUUGUCUAAACUCGGGGCAGGUACCUUUUAGAUGUAUCCAUCAUUUUAUUGUCCUGUGUCAUGACUCUCCCUAGGAAAUAGAUGUCCAGUCUUUUCAGUCUUGCCUAGGUCACACUUAAGCAUUUAUCCAUUUAUAGAGCAGUUGACUGGAGUAUUUGGAAAGGUGCUGAGUAGUGUCUAUGUGAAUAGAGUUUUUACUCAUGUUAAGAUAACUGGCUAAAAAAGACAACUCUUGUGGCCUUUUUUACGGUAGACCAUGUUUGUGUUUAAAGUAUUUUUCAGUGCCAGCACACAGCACACCCCCCCCAGUUACUGCCACAGCUUCCUGGUGUGCUUUCUGUGUGGGGAAGAUUGUAAACCUGCACACAUGUAAAAGCCAUGGCACAAAGCCUUGUCACAUGCACAGGCAAACAAGCAGAGAAAAAAAGAAAAUAUUAAUAACGUGCCCAUUACUUACAUUGCUGGAUAAAACAUGUUCAGACAGAAAUACAACAUUUUUUACCUGACUUUGUCCUGUUAUAUUUGUUCAGAGGCUACAACAGCACUGGAAAUCAGGAAUUAAUUUAUCUUUGGGCAAUUUGAGGCUCAGGACUUGUUAAAAUAAUAUUAUACAUGAAAAUAAUAUUUUUCGGGAGUUGUUUUACUAGACAACUUACUAGUUUACUAGUGCAAUGCUGCAAGUGGACAAGCACUUUUUUCCUUUUGAUGGUAUCAACACGUGAUGAAGAAAUACUCACUUUGCAGAACUGAGCUCUUUCUUUUUAUGUUGGGAUUCUUCACACCUUUUGGAGACUCCAACAUGGUGGUUGCCUUCACAAUAAGUUGCUGCUUGAUACAGUUUCUCACAGUUUCUACAGUAACUCAUUGUAAUCCAAAUUCAGGAUAACAAGUUUGCUUGCCUGUAAACAGAGUAGUGAGUGUGUGAUCACUGGGUUUGUUCACUGCAUUUGCUGUUACAGAAAAGUCUUUGUUGCUUUCCAUGCUUUGUUCACCUCUGACUAAGGCAGACACCUGACUUAGUGUGUGAUAGAGGUAUUGUGAUUUUUAAUUUAAGUGAAAGAAUGAAAUUUGUUUAAAUUCUGUUCUUUUGUUAUGGAAUUGCUUACGGUUGAAAUUUGUUUGAUGUUUCAGAACUUUCCAAAUGAACUGUAAUUUAACAGGGGCUUGAGCUAAUGGCUCAUAUUAGUAACAAAAUACUGAUUCUCUUAGAAGAAUAAAUAUAGAUUGGAAUCAUCUAUCUUUUUACAUUACAAUUUAAAGUACAAAAUAUUUUGAUUUUUUGGCAUUGAUUUCUUACAAAUAUUUAAUAUUUUGUCUUAAUUUAUUAAACAGGUAACUAUAGCCAUGCAUUUCAAUUUCUGUAAUUUAUUUCUCUUCAAAUGGUAUUUUGGUUAAUAAAAUAUCCAAAGUUGUAAGUAAA